AUCAUAUAUUUUUAACUCCACAUAUAUGCACUUCUUUGCUUGUCUGCCCUUCCUCGGCUUCCUCUCUCCCUCUCUCCCUGUUUUUUCCCUUCAUGUCCUCCGCCUCCUCUCUAUCUAUCUUUCUCUCUGUUUCUCUUUGAGUUCCCAUGUCUUGCUGGAUGGGAUGGUGAGAAAGCCAUUGUUGAUGAAACUAUUGACUGACAAGAUAACAUCCCUUUAAAAGAAAAACCAAGGAUCCCACCUUUUAACUCGUUAAGGUUCUACAUAGUUGUACCAACAAGUGUUUUUGCUUGGUUAUAAUGAUGAGAUGGAUUGGUUGUUGGAUCCGGGUACAACUGUUCCUGCUAUUGUUGUUUGUUGGUGAUGGUCAUGAUGAGAAGGAGGAGACAUGAACAUGGGUUUUGCUUGCUUUUGUAUCAGAGAGUAAGCCCAGAUUGUGUUCCUUUAAGCAAUGGCAAAAAACCCAAUGGAGUUGAGAAUGGAAGGUCAAUCCCAAAUGGAUUCAGUUCCACAAGUACUAAUUUUGAAACUAAAGCUUUCAGAUUUAGAUCCCCAUCGAGAAACCAAGACCACCACAAUAACAGUACAACCAGUCCUCCACAUUCAGAUAACAGCCACAAUCACACACAAAGACAUGGCACCAGUCCAAGUCCUAGCCCAAGCCGUGUUGGCAACGGUGACGUGCUGUUGCAAUGGGGACAAAAGAAGAGAGCUAGAGUUUCAAGGUCUGAGAUCAGGGCCUUUCCUGAUGAAUCGUCAUCUUCUGGUCAAGCUAGACAACCCAUCAACAAGAUUCCUAGGAGAGUUGAUAAUAAGCUCUCUCCAUCGUCCAUGCCACCACCGCCUCCACCACCAUCAUCCCAACAACAAUCUACCAGUACUAAUACCAGAGGUGGAAACUUAAAGAAAGAAAAUUCUGGGAUUCUUUCUCACAGGAAUUUAGAAAAGCGAUCGGGUGCUGGUAAUGGGUCCCCAUCAAGAAAUAGUGGUGGCAGUGGCAAGGUUGUUUCUAGAUCUACUGCAGGAAAGAGAUCUCCUCCAACACCAGAAAAUAUUGAUAGAAAGAUGCCUAGCUCUAGGUCAGCAGCAAAAGAUGAGAAACCAAAUGGAUCCAUAGUAGUAGCCGAUCAUCAAACGAGGCAAGUUGAUUCCACUCGGGCUCAAUCAGAAAAGGAAGCCGGGGCUACAAAUAGUAACCCUGCCUCAGUACCAGUAGUAGCUAGCGGAGGAGAAAAGGUGAAUAACAAUGAAGUCAUUGAGUGGCCAAGAAUUUAUAUUGCUCUGUCAAGGAAGGAAAAGGAAGAUGAUUUCUUCGCAAUGAAAGGCACAAAACUGCCCCAAAGACCCAAAAAAAGGGCCAAGAACAUUGAUAAAGCACUUCAGUAUUGUUUUCCAGGGAUGUGGCUCUCUGACUUGACAAAGAGUAGGUACGAGGUUAGAGAGAAGAAAUGUGUGAAGAAGCAAAAACGAAGAGGGUUGAAGGGGAUGGAGAGCAUGGACAGUGAUUCCGAGUAGUGGGCAGUAAAUACUUUUCUAAUCACGAGAGAGAGAGAGAGAGAGAGAGAGAUGGAGAAGCUAAGCAGAAGCCCCUUUCAGUCUGUCAACGCUGGUGUUUUUUCUUUUUUAUUAUUAUUAUUAUUAUUAUUAUUAAUGCAUAGUGGGUAGGGUCCACCCACUCUAAUUUGAAGUUUUACCUGCCCAGCUGGUGAUGACAUCACUAGCAGAGAGGAAAGCGGGGAGGCUUAAAUCUUAAUGUGGUAGGGCUCUUGUGGUGGCCCUGGUGGGUCAAAUGCCAUGAUCCAUCCAGCAGCAACAGAUGGAUAGAGGCAUGAAGCCAGUGACAGCAUAUCCAUAGCCAUAGCUGAAUGGUUUCACGAGAUGGGUUGGUCCAGCAAGCGAACUCACAAGCUUAUGGAAGACAGGAGGAGGAUCUUCUCGUUUUUUGUUUUAGGGUCAAAAGUUUUGAUUUUAAAUUCUUUGGUUCAUACUCCUGUACAAAACUGCUCCUGCAUUUUUCCCAACGUCAAUUUCAAAGCAGUUUUUAGGUUUUC
This is a messenger RNA of Populus trichocarpa (black cottonwood), 2051 nucleotides long. RefSeq lists its product as uncharacterized. The transcript has 6 exons. The coding region runs from base 364 to 1515 and encodes 383 amino acids. Lineage: Eukaryota; Viridiplantae; Streptophyta; Magnoliopsida; Malpighiales; Salicaceae. The record is from RefSeq and is a predicted model, not a curated record.